AUGUCGACAGCCGCAUUUCCAGGAUUUGGAACUUUUGCUGAUGCCUACACCAAUUUAUCGCCAUGGGAGGACAGUAGUGGAGUCAUGUCAAUGGUUGAAAAUAUUGACAGUACAUGGCCAACUUUGGACAAUAGCUUUGAUCCUCAGCUGCUAGGCGGAAAUGGUCUACCCUGCCCAGCAGAAGCGAGAUAUUGCUCACCAAACAAUGUUCCCUCAAUCACGAUAUCCGACAGAGAAUACGACUCAUAUGCCCAAGGUGAUGAUGCGGAAUCUGCGAUCAUCAGACUCGCACAACUAAAUGAAAACCUCGCUGAACAAAUUGGGAACUUGAAAUCGUAUACGUGGACGGAAAAAUCUAAUGUGCAAUCAUGCAUCAAAAUGACUCAUGAAGUCAAACGGAAUCCCAUAGCUCGGGCUCUACAAAGUGUAGCUGAACUUGCUACUAUCCUUGAGAAGGCGGCCUUUCAGUCAGAGCAACCGGCUUUCACAACUAUGGCGCACUCAGUCUCUGGGAUCAGCGGACUCUCCAAUGAAGCAGAAAGAGGUGACGAGCCAAAAGCGACAGCUCUCUGUGGACGAAAGAAUUCCAAUCCUGGAAGCAGACAUUUGCUCAGCACACCAAUGAUGCUCCUCGUGCUCUCAAGCUAUCUGCAAAUCAUUGAAGUCUACGAUUCCAUGUAUCAUCGCAUCCGCCAGGCCGUGGAAAAUAUACCUAAUGUGAUCAAUGUCCUGCGACGAUCACCAAACUUCCAACCCUUCGGGCUACCUCCUAUGAAAGUGGAAUUGUAUAUCAAGAUUAUGACUCAGAUGGCGGAACACCAUCUGGGGAGCAUCCAGAACUGUUUGGGAAUCCCAACGGAAUUACUAAUUACAUCUGAGCCUAUGUUAGCGCCAGCAACCCUCAAUAACGUUCAUUUGUCGUCUCUGCUGUCGACAAUGGAAACGCAGAAGACGAUCUCCCUACGUGCCAACCUGAGGACAGUGAAGCAACUCCUCCUUCAUUAA
Molecule: messenger RNA, 1005 nt
Organism: Exophiala bonariae
Lineage: Eukaryota; Fungi; Ascomycota; Eurotiomycetes; Chaetothyriales; Herpotrichiellaceae
Exons: 1
Coding region: 1-1005 (334 amino acids)
Source: RefSeq, a predicted model, not a curated record